CUCCUUUUAAUCUACCAAAUCCAUACCCACUCCUAAAAGCACAUCUCCUCUGGACAAAAAGUCCUCCUUUGCUUCAGAUUCAAAUCCAUGGCAUCGGUAAAGGUUCUAGGCGCACCGGUGAGCCCGUACGGGAACCGGGUUCAAAUCGCCCUCAACUUGAAGUCCGUCGACUACGAGUUUCUGGUGGAGAAAUAUGGGUCCUAUAGUGAGUUGUUACUUAAAUCGAACCCGGUCCAUAAGAAAGUCCCGGUUAUGAUCCAUGGGGAAAAACCCAUUUGCGAGUCCCUUAUCAUUGUGCAGUAUAUUGACGAGGUGUGGACCGAUGGCCCGAGUAUUCUCCCUUCGGAUCCGUAUGAUCGAGCCAUGGCCCGGUUCUGGGCUGCAUAUGUUGACGAUAAGUGGUGGCCAACAAUUACAGUGCUCCGUAACGCAGUGGGAGAGGAGGCACAAGCAGCAGCACUAGAGAAAGUUAUUGAAGGGCUCGUGCCGUUGGAGGAUGCUUUCGCCAAAUGUAGCAAGGGAAAGGACUUCUUCAGUGGUGACACUAUUGGGUACCUUGAUAUAGCCUUCGGGAGCUUCUUGGGGUGGAUAAGUGCGAUCGAAGUGACGGCCGAUAUAAAGCUGCUCGACGAAACCAAGACCCCUGGACUGUUCGGAUGGGCCAAGGUGUUUCGUUCGAAUGCUGCUGUGAAGGAUGUUGUUCCAAAAACAGAAGUGUUUGUGGAGGUUAUCAAGAAGUUUGCUGCUAGAGCCAACGCUCAGUAAUUUUCCAAUUCGGUUGCCACCAAUUCAAAUAAAAUUGGGCUGCGUAGAUUACUCAAGAUGGUCUUUUUUUUCCUUCGUCCUUUUCUUUUCUUUUUUCUAGUUUCUUUUUCAAGUUUGGUUUGUUUUUCUUCUGAGUAUUGUAAUUCAAGAAUGGUUCUUUUUUGCUGCAGAUUUUGCUUUUUGCUGUUCUGACUAUUUGCAAGA
Molecule: messenger RNA, 969 nt
Organism: Rhododendron vialii
Lineage: Eukaryota; Viridiplantae; Streptophyta; Magnoliopsida; Ericales; Ericaceae
Product: glutathione S-transferase U17-like
Exons: 2
Coding region: 88-765 (225 amino acids)
Biological process (GO): glutathione metabolic process
Cellular component (GO): cytoplasm
Molecular function (GO): glutathione transferase activity
Source: RefSeq, a predicted model, not a curated record